AUGGUGAGCAUGGUGAUCGCCGACGAGAAGCCGCAGCCGCAGCUGCUGUCCAAGAAGGCCGCCUGCAACAGCCACGGGCAGGACUCGUCCUACUUCCUGGGGUGGGAGGAGUACGAGAAGAACCCAUACGACCCCGUGGCCAACCCCGGCGGCAUCAUCCAGAUGGGCCUCGCCGAGAACCAGCUAUCCUUCGACCUGCUGGAGGCGUGGCUGGAGGCCAACCCGGACGCGCUCGGCCUCCGCCGGGGAGGCGCCUCCGUCUUCCGCGAGCUCGCGCUCUUCCAGGACUACCACGGCAUGCCGGCCUUCAAGAAUGCAUUGGCGAGGUUCAUGUCGGAGCAACGUGGGUACAGGGUGACCUUCGACCCCAGCAACAUCGUGCUCACCGCCGGCGCCACCUCGGCCAACGAGGCGCUCAUGUUCUGCCUCGCCGACCACGGAGACGCCUUUCUCAUCCCCACGCCAUACUACCCAGGGUUCGACCGUGACCUCAAGUGGCGCACCGGCGCCGAGAUCGUCCCCGUGCACUGCACGAGCUCCAACGGCUUCCGGGUGACGCGCGCCGCCCUGGACGACGCGUACCGGCGCGCCCAGAAGCAGAGGCUGCGCGUCAAGGGCGUGCUCAUCACCAACCCUUCCAACCCGCUGGGCACCACGUCCCCGCGCGCCGACCUGGAGAUGCUGGUCGACUUCGUGGCCGCCAAGGGCAUCCACCUGGUGAGCGACGAGAUCUACUCCGGCACGGCCUUCGCGGAGCCGGGCUUCGUGAGCGUCCUCGAGGUGAUGGCCGCGCGCCGCUGCGGGAACGCCGCCACGGACGACGACGGGCUGUCGGAGCGCGUACACGUGGUGUACAGCCUGUCCAAGGACCUGGGCCUCCCGGGUUUCCGCGUGGGCGCCAUCUACUCCUCCAACGCCGGCGUCGUCUCCGCGGCCACCAAGAUGUCGAGCUUCGGCCUGGUGUCCUCCCAGACGCAGCACCUCCUGGCGUCGCUCCUGGGCGACAGGGACUUCACCCGUCGGUACCUCGCCGAGAACACGCGGCGGAUCAAGGCGCGCCGCGACCAGCUGGCUGAGGGCCUGGCCGCGAUCGGCGGCAUCGAGUGCCUGGAGAGCAACGCGGGGCUCUUCUGCUGGGUCAACAUGCGCGGGCUGAUGCGGAACGCCCCGUCGUUCGAGGGCGAGAUGGAGCUGUGGAAGAAGGUGGUGUUCGAGGUCGGGCUCAACAUCUCCCCGGGAUCCUCCUGCCACUGCCGCGAGCCCGGGUGGUUCCGCGUCUGCUUCGCCAACAUGUCCGCCAAGACGCUCGACGUCGCGCUCCAGCGCCUGGCCGCCUUCACGGAGGCCACCGUCGUCGUCGAGGGCCGGGGCCGGGGCUCCGGCGCGCGCCGCGUGCUCGGGCCCGCCAGGAGCAUGAGCCUCCCGAUCCGAUUCAGCUGGGCCAACCGCCUCACCCCGGCCUCCGCCGCCGACCGGAAGGCCGAGCGGUAG
Miscanthus lutarioriparius is the source of this 1491-nucleotide messenger RNA. Lineage: Eukaryota; Viridiplantae; Streptophyta; Magnoliopsida; Poales; Poaceae. The record is from the annotation of a GenBank genome assembly.